AUGAACACAAAACAUACCAAAGGUCAUGAAACUGUGAUUGACAUAAAGCAUAAGCCUGUGAGUUUCACUGGUGGACUUGAGUUUGAGUCUCUUACUUAUACGGUCGUAAAGAAGAAGAGAAUUGAUGGAAAGUUUUCGAACGAAGAUGUGGAUUUGUUGCAUGAUAUAACUGGUUAUGCACCAAAGGGUUGUAUCACUGCUGUAAUGGGACCAAGUGGUGCUGGAAAAUCAACCUUGUUGGAUGGACUUGCUGGUAGGAUUGCAAGUGGGAGUCUUAAAGGGAAAGUUUCAUUGGAUGGGAAUAGUGUGAAUGCGAGUUUGAUUAAGAGAACUUCUGCUUAUAUUAUGCAAGAAGAUAGGCUUUUUCCUAUGCUUACUGUCUAUGAAACUUUGAUGUUUGCUGCUGAUUUCAGAUUGGGGCCAUUGUCAGUUGCUGAUAAGAGGCAGAGAGUUGAGAAGCUUAUUGAACAACUUGGCUUAUCAUCAUCUAGGAACACCUACAUAGGAGAUGAAGGAACAAGAGGAGUCUCAGGCGGAGAGCGUCGCAGAGUCUCAAUAGGGGUAGACAUAAUCCACGGACCUUCACUCCUUUUCCUAGAUGAACCAACUUCAGGACUAGACUCAACAAGUGCUCUCAGUGUGAUUGAAAAAGUACAUGACAUAGCAAGAAAUGGCAGCACAGUUAUUCUCACAAUCCACCAACCUUCAUCAAGAAUCCAAUCACUCCUUGACCAUCUCAUCAUCCUUGCAAGAGGACAACUCAUGUUUCAAGGAUCAUUCAAAGAUGUAACUCUCCAUUUGAACCGAAUGGGCCGAAAAGUUCCCAAAGGAGAGAAUCCAAUUGAGAAUCUCAUUGAUGUGAUACAAGAGUAUGAUCAGUGUGAUGUUGUUGGUGUUGAGGUGCUAGCUGAGUUUGCACGUACCGGAAUGAAACCACCCCUUUUAAGUGAUAUGGAGGAAAUAAUUUCAAUCACUAACUCUGUCGCGCCUUCGCCUUCUGUGCAUAGAGGCUCUAGAAAUGAUGAAAAAUCUCAAGACUUCUCUUAUUCAUCACAAAUUAGUAGAAGGAGUUUGAAUGAUGAGUUUGAUCAUAGUCUUAGAAGUCCUUAUAAUAACACACCUAUGUCUUGGAGUGCAAGUAAUAGUGCAGCUUUCUUCAAAUUCACACCCUCAAGACUUAAAAAUGAGAACAAGGUUCAGAAGCCUUCAAGCCAUGCUUCCCCUUCCCAGGGCUACUACACAUACUCAAGUGAAAUCCUUCCAGCUACUCCAACACCACAUAGCAGUGACUACACAGUGAAUGAAAAUGACUACCUCACACCGACAAAUGGCUCGCCAGAACAUCUAGGCCCAAAGUUUGCAAAUUCCUACAUAGGAGAGACAUGGAUCCUAAUGCGCCGCAACUUCAUAAACAUUCGGCGCACCCCUGAGCUUUUCCUAUCAAGACUAAUGGUCCUCACCUUCAUGGGAUUCAUGAUGGCCACAAUGUUCCACAAUCCAAAAGAAACCUUACAAGGAAUCACAAACCGUCUCAGUUUCUUCAUCUUCACAGUUUGUCUCUUUUUCUUCUCUUCCAACGACGCCGUCCCAGCAUUCAUCCAAGAGAGGUUCAUUUUCAUCCGUGAAACUUCGCACAAUGCCUAUAGAGCUUCUUCCUACACCAUAGCUAGCUUAAUCACUCACAUGCCGUUUCUUGCGCUCCAAGCUUUAGCUUACGCAGGCAUUGUUUGGUUUGCUUUACAACUCAGAGGCCCUUUUAUAUACUUCUUCCUCGUUCUCUUCAUUUCUCUCCUUUCAACAAACUCAUUUGUCGUGUUUGUGAGUUCGGUUGUUCCAAACUAUAUCUUGGGCUAUGCUGCAGUCAUUGCCUUCACCGCAUUAUUCUUCUUGUUCUGUGGAUAUUUCUUGAGCAGCGAGGAUAUUCCACUUUAUUGGCGUUGGAUGAACAAGAUUUCGACUAUGACGUACCCUUACGAAGGACUCUUGAUGAAUCAAUAUCAAACUAAUGAUACUUUUGGAACAAAUGAUGGAGUACCUGUUACUGGUUUUGAUAUAUUGAAUAGUCUUCAUAUUGGUACUGAAGAGUUUAAGAAGAGGAAUAAUGUGCUUAUAAUGUUAGGUUGGGCUGUGUUAUAUAGGAUUUUAUUUUACAUUAUUCUUCGUUUUGCAUCGAAAAAUCAAAGGUCCUAG
Molecule: messenger RNA, 2190 nt
Organism: Vicia faba (fava bean)
Lineage: Eukaryota; Viridiplantae; Streptophyta; Magnoliopsida; Fabales; Fabaceae
Source: the annotation of a GenBank genome assembly